UUCAGUCUUUCCCUGGUGCUCACCGGCUGCGCGUGCUAAGCGCUGACCAAAAUCAGAACUACCAUAUUCAGAUUCAUACCUUGUAUCCAAACUCCGGGCAAUCCGCUGCCGCUUGAUAAACAAACAGUUAAACAAACCGCUCGAACGUCGCCGUGUGUGUGUUUGUUGUUGGUUCGCCGUUCGCUGGUGUUUCGCCCUCAUUGUGCUCUCGUGCAAAUGAAAAUUUCAUUGAGCAGAAAGUCGCCGCAGCAGCAGAAAAGUGGAAAAUCCUAAAGCGGCACCAGCCACAGCAGAAAAAGAAAAUAAAUUAAAAUCUCGGCAAGUGAAAUUCGAGUCGAGAACGAGACGCCGUCAUUAAGCCAAAUACAGAUAAGCUGAGCGGAGCACGUCGCUGGAAAAUUGCCAAAAACCAACACGCCAAUUAAUUUAAGGCGUUCCGCAAAUUAGAGAUCAAUCAACGAGGCCUGAACCGCUAAAUCGAUCGCAGAAUAAUGCAGUGCGGCCUGGAGCAGAUGAACGACUGUGAGAGGUCGCCGAACCGGACGAACCUCCGGGUCAACUUCAACGAGAAGGGGGCGGAGGUCAAGGAGCGGCGGGAGAAGUUCCUCACCGCCAAGUACGGGUCACACCAGAUGAGCCUCAUCCGCAAGCGACUGGCCGUCGAAAUGUGGCUCUACGACGAGCUCCAGAAGCUCUUCGAUCCACCAAGUGAAGCCAUCGAUGUGGACAUUGACGAGAUACUGGAUAUGGACACAGAUGACAUCAGAAGAUCUCAUCUUAUAAGAUUACUGUCAGUCUGCAAACGCCCGCAAUCGGACAUAUCGAAGUUUAUCGGCGAUCUGCUGGAUCGCGCAAAAACCCUGUAAAUCACCAGCCCCCAUACAAAAAUCAUCUAGCAGACCUACACAUAUAAUACGCAGAUAAACAAUAAAUACCUAGAACAUUAAGUUUAGCUUGGCACACAAAGAACAAAGAAUUCAGUUCGCAAGUCCUUUACCCAUUCGAAAAACUAUGUUGAUUUUCUUCAUGUACUUUAGUUGUUAGUCCCUAACUUUGCGCUGAUUUAUUUGAAGUUAAACCUAAUUUAAGCUACCCUUGGAAAUGAUAAAUGAUGAAGAUCGUUAGCCGUAAGCUUAUGGUGUAAUACCGAGAAAAAAUAAUACUUCAUCAAUUUUGUGAUGAUAUUUUUUAAAUAAAACACAAACAUGAUAUCUCCGAAAAACAAACGCAAACAUUUAGCUACAUUUGAAACGAGAAGGACGUGUAGUUAAAUAAAUAUAUUUAGAUCCAUUUAUUGUGACACUCGGGUUGUUUUGCAAAAUAAUUGAUUUGCAUGUGUGUGUGCUUCAUUUAACCACCUAUCAGUAUAGAUCCCCGAAUAUCGUAUAUCUACAUAAGCAGAAGAAAGCUGCGAAUUAAGAAAAGAUUUUUGUAAGUAAAGUGUGCGAUCACCAAGUCAAAGAUGAAAGCUCAGGUUCACUGCCAAAACGUGGAGGAAGAAGAGCUUGUAUGCGCAGUUAGCAAGUACAAACCGUAAAGGAAAACAGAAGCACAGUAAAGCCUGGCGAAAAGGAAUUUUAAACUCACAUCCAAAACUUUGUUCUCAAACCGAAUCUAUUUCGAUUUCGGCAUACAGAGAACAAGUGCACAGCCUAAAUAAAUAUAACUGCAUUUUAGAAGCCAAGAAGACACAAUUUUCAUAGUUGUAAAUAAAAUGUUAACAAAUACUCCACAGCUCGAAACCCAAAAGUUUGUAAAUACCCUCGGAAAAGCAUCGACACUUCUUCACUCCACGAAACCUACACCUCUUUGUAGUAGUAUCUAAACAUUCUAGCAUUUCUAGCAAUCGAAACCUAACGUAAAGUAUUUUAAAUGUGCUCAAUUUAGGCGGAAGAGGAUAAAUACGUAAUUAUGACUCAGUUCUAGCACACUUAGACUCUCGAAAUACGUCCCUACUUCUCUCUAUCAGAUCUACAAAGUAUUAGUGAUUUCUAAAUACAUGCUAUUUGCAUACUAGUAGCAACCAAUUAAUCAUCGCAUUAUUCCAUUGCAACAUUAAAAGAAAGCAUAAAACGAUUAUUUAAGCGAGUUAAGCAUUAAAGCAUUCACACUUAAUCAUGCACACAACUUUCAUUUAAAAGUAAAUCGGAAAGCACACACAAAAACACACGCUAAAAGGUGCAAAAAGCUGUAAUGAAAAGCUGACGAAAAACAUUUAUAAAACGCAAAUGAAAAGUUUACAAAUAAAAUUUAAUUGCUUUAGACAACUUA
Messenger RNA from Drosophila ficusphila, 2271 nucleotides. Its product is annotated as protein phosphatase 1 regulatory subunit 14B. The record is from RefSeq and is a predicted model, not a curated record. Gene Ontology annotation, molecular function: protein serine/threonine phosphatase inhibitor activity. Gene Ontology annotation, cellular component: cytoplasm. The transcript is spliced from 4 exons. Lineage: Eukaryota; Metazoa; Arthropoda; Insecta; Diptera; Drosophilidae. Bases 492 to 866 code for a protein of 124 amino acids. Gene Ontology annotation, biological process: regulation of phosphorylation.